This is a messenger RNA of Zeugodacus cucurbitae (melon fly), 2429 nucleotides long. RefSeq lists its product as uncharacterized. Bases 16 to 2370 code for a protein of 784 amino acids. Lineage: Eukaryota; Metazoa; Arthropoda; Insecta; Diptera; Tephritidae. Gene Ontology annotation, molecular function: protein binding. The transcript has 5 exons. The record is from RefSeq and is a predicted model, not a curated record.
AUUUAUACUAGUGAAAUGCGGCUGAUGUUAUUUGCUUGCAACUUCUUUGUUGUAAUUCGAUAUCUGUUAUCUUGUUAUCACUUGUUUGUUAUUGUUGAGAUGCGGAGGUGGUUAUCGCAGUGGAUUAUUCCAUUGCCAGAUGUUUGUUGUUUACAUGUUGAGAAUGCAUUUCUAGAUAAUGCAUGUUUGGUUGUUAUUGUAAUAAUAGUUCAUUUCUAUUGUUCGACUGAUAGUGCAUGUCAAAACAAGUUCUAUCGAUUUACGGAUGUUUUUUGUUUACAUGUUGAGAAUGCAUUUCUAGAUAAUGCAUGUUUGGUUGUUAUUGUAUUAUAUGAAUGUGACAUGGCAUCGUUGAAACUUACUCAGUUACAUUUGUCGGAGGUUAAGCAAGAUAUCUCUGUGGAAUAUGUCCUAACAUCCGGAGAAAACCUGAUAGCAUUACAAUGUUCCAGUAACCAGCUAAUUAUAUUGGAUCUGUUAGAUUCAUCAUCAGAGUUAACUGAUUUGCCAUAUAAUUUAUACUACGUUGAAGUUCCUCAAAGUUAUAACUUGGCACCAUUAAAAAAAAACAACUUGAAAAAAUCAUUUAAUGGCUCCAAUUUGUUGGAGCAGCAUCGACGAUUAUUAGAGCCAUCAUAUGUUUCAACUUUUUCAUGUGAACCUUUAAAAAUAAUUGCUUUGCAAUUUAAACGUGCCCCAUGGAAUACACCGACUGGAGAAUCUGUUGCUGUUAUUAUAACUAAUAGUGGACUGUGUCGAAUUGUUAUAAAAAUGUCUGCUCCUAGUCGUCAUUGGAAUGAAAUAUGCAAUGUUAAUGCUUAUUUUUCAAAUGAAACAUUAAUAUCCAAAAUCAAAGGCUUCACUGGAAAACCUUUUAUUGGUUGCUAUAUAACCGCAGCUGCUUGGCAUAAAAAGGAGUCAAUAUUAUUUGUAUCAAUUGAAAAUGGAUAUAUAGCAACUAUUUUGUUCCGUGAUGUAAACUGUAUAAACUUAGAAGAUAUUUGCAUUACAAAAAUAUCACUUAAAAAAAUAUGUGACAUAAACUUAUUUGACCGAUAUAUGCUAAUUAGUACAAGAGAGGGUAUUUUGCAAAUAUUUACAUUAAAUCUAGCUAAUGAUUUGCCUAUUAUAACGCCACUGGAAUAUUUAUGGAAUAAAAAGGAUAAUAUAGUUUGCAGCAAAGUACUUGCAAAUAAAUUUACUGACAGUACAUAUCUAGUCGUUUUUAAUAAAGGUCCACAUAUACUAGUGUAUUCUUUGAAUAUUCGAGGAGAAGUUAUGCACUGUAAAGAGCUGUAUAUUGGUGGGAUAAAAGUAACAGGAAUUCAAUUCGUUUCCUCUACUGAUUUUAUCGUCACUACCACUACGAAUAAUGUGAGUUAUUUUCGAAUAAACUUCAAGGAUGAAAGAGAUUUUAAAAUAAUUGAACAAAGUGUUGAGACCGAAUUCAAUACCUCGAACGUAGGGAUUCUUGGUAUAGUGCCAACAAAAAACUUAAGUGUAUUAACCUUUAUACUAUUUCGUGCAGGGGAAUAUACACAACAAUGUAAAUAUAUGCAUAACAGUAUAUUUAUAAACAUUGGAAAAAUAGAAGGUAUCGGCGACAUAGAACAAUCAGCAAUGACUAACAAAUGUGCAAUCGAUUGCAACACCGAGAAUGCAUCUAUCUUAGGAAUGCAUAUAUUUAAUAAUAUGGAAUAUGAAAAUUACUGUUCUCUUUCGGACAUUAUAAACAUUCAGUUUCCUGCUAUUUUGGAUAAAAGCUUCUUACUUCAACUUCAAAUGAAAUUUGUAUUUGUAUCGAAUUUCUUAAGCUAUCAAAGGUUCAUGGAAAAAAAAAAUCAGGAAACCACUGCAUUUUCACUGAAAUUUAUUUCAAUUAGUAUUCAAAUAACUCACGUGAUAUGUCGACUUAAGUAUUUAUUUUCAUUAAAAGCAAUGUUGUUGACUGAAUUUCAAAAAGAGUCCAUUCAUGUCUUUUUGAAGACAUAUAUUGUUUUGAUUAGAAAAUUAGGAAAGCUUUUAUUGCGGCAUAAUUUUGUAGAGAAAACAAAGGAAAGAUUUUUAAUUUUUUUUAAAAAAGAAUAUGAUAUUAAUACCAAGAACAGUAAAAUAAAUAUUGCCUGGAAGGAAAGAUGCCUAUAUUGCCAGGACCUUACUAACCCGGACACUAUGUUGUGUGACCGAAGUCAUAAAGUAAAACGUUGUUAUAUAUCAUAUGUGCAGUUACCUACAAUAUCUUCUCGUUAUUGUCACCGAUGUCAAUAUUACGUAUUGGAAGACGUAUCGUUACUACAACAACUGUAUUCUGAAAACGAAGUAAUUAAAUGUAUAUUUUGUCAUGCUGUUUUUGUUAAUGAUUGUAUUUGAUUUCCGGUAUAACCCGAAUAAUAACAUUAAAGCUAUUAUAGUUUUCAUAUAAAUAGUUU